CAAAGGUCCUAUAGCCCACAGGCACGUUAUCUAUCGUUUCUGCAUCAAGAUGACGGCUGUCUACCUCAACAAACCAUCAAGGGUAGACAAGGACAGAAAGGAGAUGAUCAAGAGUAUAUUAAACCUCACUCUGGAAAUCAUCUACCAGCUGACCGGAGAGUUACCUAUCAUGGAGGUGCCUUAUCACUCAGCGAUAAAUGAGGACAAUGGUCAGAAGAUCUUAGAACUCUCCAACCGGAUCAUUGAGCUGCUGACUAGAGAGGUUCCUAUAAGGUGUCAGGAUGUCACUGUCCAUUUCUCCAUGGAGGAGUGGGAGUAUUUAGAAGGACACAAGGAUCUGUACAAGCAUGUCAUGGUGCAGGACCACCAGCAUUUCACAUUACCCGACAGAUCCAAUAAGAGUAAUCCACCAGAGAGAUGUCCCAGUCUCGUGUAUUUCCAGGACUAUCCAGAGAAAAGUCAUAAUUGCCCACAGAAUUCUCAGGGUGAAAAACUGAUUGAUCUUAAUGCUGACGUUACGGGGAAAGAAGAAAAGAUGGUAAAGAGGGGACAUUAUCAACAUAAUGAAGAAAAAAAUCCUAAAGAGAGCAUUUCAGAUCGCUACAGCAGUGAAGUGACGGAUAUCAUGGAGGAUUCUCCAGGAGAAAAUACUGUUAAACAAAUAUUUAAUCCAAGACACAAUAGCAGAGAUUUGUUUCCUCAAAUAUCAGAUAUAACUACAGAACACAAUGAGCCUGAAUUACUAAGAUCAGACUUGGAGAAACAUUUUACACAGGAAGCUCAUGUUCUUAUUCAGAGGACACUGGCAGACAUUGCUUUACUCCAGUCUUCUGAAUGUAGGAAAACUGGUUCUUUUAAUCAUCUGGUGAUUCAUAAAGCUGUGAAGAAAUGUUCAUGUUCACUAUGUAGCAAACCAUUUUACCAGAAAUCACAUCAGAGAAUUCAUAAAGUUUACACAGAAAAGAUACAGUUUACAUGCUCCACAUGUGGCAAAUGUUUUUUCCACAAACCGGUGCUUAUUAAGCACCAGAAAUUUCACAAAGGAGAGAAGCUGUUUUCAAGUAGCAAACAUGGAAAAGAGUUUACUGACAAAUCAAGACUAAUUCACCUUCAGAGAAGUCUCAUUAAAAAGAAGCUGUUUUCAUGUUCAGAAUGUGGUAAAUGUAAAAAAUCUAAAUUAAUUGAGCACCAAAAACUUCACUUGAGAGAGAAGUCAUUUGCAUGUUUAGACUGUGAGAAAUGUUUCACCAAGAAGUUAGAUCUUGUUAAACAUAAGAGAAGACACGCAGGUCAGAAGCCUUGUUCAUGUUCAGAAUGUGGAGAACAUUUUACUGAGAAGUCAAAACUAGUCCACCAUCAGAUAAGUCACAAAGUGGAGAAUCAGCUGUCAUGUUUGGAGUGCAGGAAAUGUAUUAGACAAAAAUCUGACCUUGUUGAACAUCAGAAAAGUCACUCAGAGGAGAAACCAUAUUCAUGUUCGGAAUGCGGGAAAGGUUUUGCCCAGAAAGCAGGUCUCAUUGCACAUCUAACAAUUCACACAGGGGAAAAGAUCUUUAAAUGUCUUGAAUGUAAGAAAAGUUUUUCCCAGAAAGCAGGCCUUAUCGCACAUCAAAGAACUCACACUGGAGAGAAACCGUAUUCAUGUUCGGAAUGUGAGAAAAGUUUUACCCAGAAAGCAGGCCUCAGUGCACAUCAAAGAACUCAUACUGGCGAGAAACCAUUUUUAUGUUUCGAAUGUGGUAAAGAUUUUGCUCAGAAAGCAGGCCUUAUAACACAUCUAAGAACUCAUACUGGGGAGAAACCAUUUUCAUGUCUGGAAUGUGGGAAAGAUUUUUCCCAGAAAGCAGGCCUUAUUAAGCAUCUAAGAACUCAUCCAGGGGAAUAGUCAUUUUCAUCUUCAGAGGGUGACCAUAAGAUAAUAUAGACUGAUGUGAAUAGUUGCACGAUCCUGUGUAGGUGCACCUAAAAAGGUUUCAUGUGUUUCAUUUAGUGGCAAAAUCUACAUUCGACUUGUAUGUUAUACCCAGAAUAGAUCAUUCUAAAAUACAUAAUAUCUAAAGUAACACAUUUUCUGUAAUCUUUACCAUAAAAUAUAUAGGAAUUCGGUAUAUGUUUUGAUUAUUCAGGUCUGGACUCAUGUAGUUAAACAUCAGAAAAUUGUCUUAGGCCCCCUUUUUGCAGGAAGAAUGUGGUGUGGAUUCCCUGUCAAAAAACCAACAGGCGGGUGGGAUUCUGCCUCCCUUUGUUUUCAACUGAAGGUUGUGGUUUAUGGCUGUGACUGUCCAAAAACAGACAUCCAUUCUUAAUGUGAUUGCCACAAUAAAUUGUGGCCCCAUCAGCAGCAGUUUGGACUCCCAUUGAAAACAAUGGCAGGCAGACCCUGUGUUGCUGCUGGCGGCCUUUUAGCACAGAAUCCACAACAAAUUCCACUGAAAGCUAAAAAAGCUGCUGUGUGAACAUCCCCUUGCAACAGAAUCCCGCCAUAUGUGGAUCCGCAUGAGAUCCAGAUAUUACAUGUCAUCACACAAAGGAGGUCUUUUCUUUUUUGCCAUUGCUUUGUAGGGCUUUUAUUAACUGCCAAAGAAACUCAAUUUACCUCGGAAACCCCUAGGGCACUGUUUCUCAAUAUUUCUAAGGGUACUUUCACACUAGCGUUAUUAUUUUCCGAUAUAGAAAUCCGGUAAAGGGUCUCAAUACCGGAAAAGAACGCAUCCGUUUUGUCCUAAUGCAUUCUGAAUGGAAAGCAAUCCGUUCUUUUUUCGGCCAAAAUACCGGAACAAUGCUGCACUUGCCAGAUCCGUCAUUACUUUCUAUUGAGAUGUAUUAAUGCCGGAUCCAGUACCAAGUGUUCCGGAAAUAGCCGCGUCGCCGAAUCUAGUUUUCCGGUAUGCGCUGGUGCUGGGAUAUAGAAGGAGCUGGUUUCGCAGCUUCCUAUUUGCUUCUUUGCUCCAGCCUACGAGGGAGAAGGCAGGACGCCAUUGAAGGUGAGUAUAAAGUUCUUUUUUUAAUUUAUUUUUUGUGCAACAAUAGAAAAAUAAAAUAUAAGCAGCUCCUAUGUACUUAUACAUAGGAGCUGUAUGUUAUA
Messenger RNA from Bufo gargarizans (Asiatic toad), 3085 nucleotides. Its product is annotated as gastrula zinc finger protein XlCGF26.1-like. Gene Ontology annotation, molecular function: RNA polymerase II cis-regulatory region sequence-specific DNA binding; DNA-binding transcription factor activity, RNA polymerase II-specific. NCBI's taxonomy places the organism in Eukaryota, Metazoa, Chordata, Amphibia, Anura, Bufonidae. Gene Ontology annotation, biological process: regulation of transcription by RNA polymerase II. The transcript is spliced from 7 exons. The record is from RefSeq and is a predicted model, not a curated record. The coding region runs from base 50 to 1885 and encodes 611 amino acids.